This is a messenger RNA of Geosmithia morbida, 2586 nucleotides long. Its product is annotated as PhoD-like phosphatase. The record is from RefSeq and is a predicted model, not a curated record. The annotation marks the transcript as partial. The transcript has 5 exons. Gene Ontology annotation, cellular component: membrane. NCBI's taxonomy places the organism in Eukaryota, Fungi, Ascomycota, Sordariomycetes, Hypocreales, Bionectriaceae.
GGAACAGAAGUACCCAACCCUGGGGAAGAAAACUACGGGAACCCAUACGCGUCGCACAACAAGUGGCGCCACCAGGAAUCGACCGCCUUCUCCGAGUAUGCUUCGUACCGCCAGGGAGAGGCGCGGGCUGGCAGCGCCGACGGCAACGGCACGACGAGCGACCUGGCCAAUUUCAUAAACAAAUCGUCGCGCGUCGAGCCGCCGCGGACGAGCGACGGCCGCCCGGCCACCAACGGCCGUUACCGGCCCAUCAUGGUGGCGGCCGGACGCAGUGAGGGUGGCCAGCCCCCGGUGCCGGCACCCGAGGACGGACGCGCCUCCUCCGCCGACGGGCGCAAGAUCGUGUGCGGCCCGCUGCUCAACUACCGCCGCAUGGAGCGCGGCGCGUGGCACGGCAGCGUGCUGGUGGUGGUCGAGGGCGGCGGCGAGCGGGUGCUCUUCGAACCGUCGUUGAUCCUGCGCCGCGUCGGCGCCGUGGGCCAGCUCCGCCCGUCGGCCGAGAGCCGGGCCGCGGGGGCGGCGGACGACGAGGCGGGCGGGGCGCGCUUCCCAGCCCAGCGGCUGUACUCUGACCCGCGCAACACCUUCUGGUCCUUCGACGUGGACGUGCCCGUCGAGGCCGACGAGGUCAAGUACGACUACUUCCUGCCCGAGAUGAGCUUCUCGUCCGACCACAAGCCGCGCGUCAACUCCUUCUUCGUGCCGGCCGAGGACGAGUCCAUGCGCAUCAUGUUCCACUCCUGCAACGGUUUCAGCGUCGGCACUGACGAGGACGCCUGGAGCGGCGCCUGCCUCUGGAACGACGUCAUGCGCAAGCACGCCGUCAGGCCCUACCACGUCAUGCUCGGCGGCGGCGACCAGAUCUACAACGACGGCAUCCGCGUCAACGGCCCGCUGCGCCCCUGGACAGACAUCGCCAACCCGCACAAGCGUCGCGAGUACCCCUUCAACUCUGCCAUGCGCGCAGACUGCGACGACUACUACCUCAGGAACUAUAUCCGCUGGUACAACACCGAGCCCUUCUCGAGCGCCAAUGGCCAGAUCCCCCAGGUCAACAUCUGGGAUGACCACGAUAUCAUCGACGGCUUCGGCUCUUACAAUGACCACUUUAUGCGCUGCGACGUCUUUCGCGGUAUCGGCGGCGUUGCUCACAAGUACUACAUGCUUUUCCAGCACCAUCUCCCCCCGCCACCGUCGACUUACACAUCCGACGAAGCUUCGGCAGGGGCACACACCCAAGGCUACGACCCCAAACAGCAGAUCAACACGUUCGUCGCCCCGCCAAGGGAUGAUCCCAUGUACAUCAUCGGUCCUAAGCCAGGUCCGUACGUGGCUGAGCGGUCGUACAACAUCUUUACCCGGCUGGGAGCGCGCAUGGCUCUUGUCGGGCUUGACGCUCGUGUCGAGCGCACACGACACCAGAUCAACUACCCGGAGACGUACGACCUCGUCUUCAACCGACUACGCCAGGAGCUCGGCGCCGCCCGGGGAACCGACAAGGAAGUCAAGCACCUCAUUGUGCUGCUGGGUAUCCCCAUUGCGUACCCGCGUCUGACGUGGUUGGAAAACAUCCUGAGGAGCCCCCUGAUCGGCCCCGUCAAGUUCAUGGGCAAGCGGUUCGGCGUGGGGGGCGGCCUGUUCAACCAGUUUGACGGCUCGGUCGACCUCCUGGACGACCUGGACGACCACUACACGGCCAAGAUACACAAGGUGGAGCGCGCACACCUGGUGGAGAUGCUGCAGGCGAUCGCGGCUGAGUUCUCAGCGCGCGUGACCAUCCUGGGCGGCGACGUGCACCUGUCGGCCAUCGGGCGGUUCUACUCGAACCCCAAGCUCAAGAUCCCGGUGGAGGAGGACCCGCGGUACGUGACCAACGUCGUGUCGUCGGCCAUCGUCAACAAGCCCCCGCCGCAGGCCGUGGCCAAUCUGCUGGCGCGCCGCAACAAGAUCCACCACCUCAACGCCCACACGGACGAGACUCUCCUCGACUUCUUCGACCGGGACCCGGGUCCGACGGAGAGGACGGCCAGCUCGAACCACUGCACCAUGCCGAGCCGCAACUUUGCCAGUCUGACGGAGAACUCGCCCAACAACCAGCCUUCCCUGACGGUCAAUGCCAACGGCAACGGCAAUGCCAACGGCAACGGCAACGGCAAUGCCAACGGCCACGUCAACGGUACUGGGCGCGGCGCCACCAGUGGAAACCUCAGCGCCACGGCUCCCAACGGAAGCGAAGUGGCUACGGAUGGCGACGGCAACAGCAACAGCAACAGCAGGGAUGACUCCUUCCUCGGCCGCGACGGCCACUCGUUCCUCCACAGCGGAGAGGUCGGAUCGGGGACCAGGCACAAGGCCGCGUCGCAGGAGACGCACGGCUUCGGAAACGACGGCAGCCUAGACGUCCGCGUCAAUGUCGAGAUUGACCAGAGCGACCGAGAUGGACACACGAUGGGGUACGGCAUGACGGUGCCGCUGCUGUGGUACAAGCCCAGGGGUGGCACGGGUGUCAGCGCCGGUUCCGGUGCCCGUGCCAGUCCCGUGCCCCCUCCUUCGUCCUCGUCGGCCGCGGCCUCGGCGCCGCAUUAG